ACUCAACUCAGACCUAAGCCAUAUAACAGUUUCCGCUACACAAGCCAAAAUUAAAUUCAUGUCUGAAUAACAUUUUCCGUUUCCCCUUUCCGCUCCCAAUUCAAUGGCCUCCUCUGCAACUCUCCCUCCCAUUCUCUCUCUAAACCUCUCUUCCUUCCCAGUUCCCAAGCCCUACGCUCGAACACUCUCUACCAAUCACUCUCUCUCCUCUCUCUCUCCUCUCUCCAUGUCCUCUUUACUCCGCCGCUUUCAUCUUUUCCGGCAGAAACACAGCGGCCGACGAUCCAAGGGCUCGGCCUAUUCCGCUUACGUGACUGGUCCAGCUUCUGAUCCCAAUUAUGCCGAGAACGAUCCCAAAGUUGACUUUUCGAGCCUCAGUGAUGGUGAAAAUGCGCAACCGGUUAAUGCCAUCAGUUGGGGUCUGUUGUGGAGUCUUCUGGGUCGCCACAAGUUGAGACUCGCGGUUUCGGUUCUCACUCUUGCGGGUUGUACCACUUGCACUCUCUCAAUGCCCAUAUUUUCAGGGAGAUUUUUCGAAGUACUUAUUGGUACGAGACCUGAACCUUUAUGGAAGCUGCUUGGUAAGAUUGGGGUGCUGUAUGCAUUGGAACCAAUUUUCACUGUUAUUUUUGUUGUGAACUUGAACACUAUAUGGGAGAAUGUGAUGUCAAAAUUAAGAGCUCAGAUAUUUCGAAGGAUAUUGAUUCAGAAGGUUGAGUUUUUUGACCGGUACAAGACUGGUGAACUCACUGCAUUAUUGACAUCUGAUUUGGGUUCUUUCAAAAAUAUCGUGAGCGAAAACAUUUCAAGGGAUCGUGGAUUCAGGGCACUUUCUGAGGCAAGCUAUUCUACACUAAACAAAAGUGAGCUUUAUGUUGUUGGAACAAUAUUCAUACUGUUCACCCUCUCCCCCAAGCUUGCACCACUUCUGGGACUACUCAUGCUUGCUGUGUCUAUUUCAGUUGCUGUGUACAAGCGAUCCACUGUGCCUGUUUUUAAAGCUUAUGGUAUGGCUCAAGCAUCCAUAGCAGAUUGUGUUACUGAAACUUUCUCAGCCAUUCGUACUGUAAGAUCAUUUGGUGGAGAAAAACGUCAAAUGUCAAUGUUUGGUAGCCAGGUUCUUGCUUAUCAGGCUAGUGGCAUGAAGCUGGGUACUUUCAAAUCUUUAAAUGAAUCUCUGACUAGAGUUGCAGUUUAUAUCUCUUUGUUGGCUUUGUAUUGGCUUGGAGGAAGCAAAGUAAAAACAGGUGAACUAUCCAUAGGAACUGUGGCUGCUUUUGUUGGAUACACUUUUACAUUAACUUUUGCUGUUCAAGGGCUGGUCAACACAUUUGGAGAUCUCCGUGGAGCUUUUGCUGCUACAGAGAGGAUUAACUCUGUUUUAUCUGAGGGUGAAAUUGAUGAAGCCCUUGCUUAUGGUUUAAGAAGAGAAAUCAAGAAUAAGGAAGUGCAUGAUAAAAGUUUUGAACUGUUGUUUAUCAAUGGUUCUGAUGGGAAAAAUGAAUCUCGUAAUAUGCAUUACAUGUCGGCCUUGAAAUCAGCUAACAGUCUGGAUAGCCUAGCCUGGUCUGGUGAUAUAUGCCUUGAAGAUGUGUACUUCUCUUAUCCUUUGAGGCCUGAUGCGGAAAUCCUAAGAGGUCUCAAUCUAAAGCUAAAAUGUGGAACUGUAACUGCUCUAGUGGGCCCAAGUGGUACAGGGAAAAGUACAAUAGUACAGCUAUUGUCACGUUUCUAUGAGCCAACCAAAGGUCGUAUAACAGUUGCAGGAGAGGAUGUACGGACAUUUGAUAAGAGUGAAUGGGCUCGGGUUGUUUCCAUAGUGAAUCAAGAACCUGUUCUUUUCUCGGUGUCUGUUGGAGAAAAUAUUGCUUAUGGGCUCCCAGAUGACUAUGUAUCCAAGGAUGACGUGAUAGAGGCAGCCAAGGCUGCAAACGCUCAUGAUUUCAUAAUCUCGCUCCCACAGGGUUAUGACACGCUUGUUGGCGAGCGUGGAGGUUUACUAAGUGGAGGACAGAGACAGAGAGUUGCUAUUGCUAGGGCUCUGCUCAAGAAUGCCCCAAUCCUGAUACUCGAUGAGGCCACCAGUGCUUUGGAUGCAGUUAGUGAGCGCAUGGUCCAGGAUGCUUUGAAUUACCUGAUGAAGGGAAGAACAACAAUGGUGAUUGCUCACAGAUUAAGCACAGUUCAGAAUGCACAUCAAAUUGCCCUCUGUUCUGACGGGAAUAUAGCGGAGCUUGGAACGCACUUAGAGUUGGUGGACAGGAAGGGUCAGUAUGCGUCUUUGGUUGCCACUCAAAGGCUUGCAUUCGAGUGAUAUUGAUAUUUCUGGAUAGCACCACUCAGUCUGAUCGAAUGCCAAGCGCCACACACGUGAGUUGCACAAUUUGAUUUUCCGUGAGCUCUUUUAGGUUCCAGCUCACCAAUAUUGAUUCCAAUUCCGAGUUCUUCGGUUAUGCAGUUUUUCUUUUUUGCCAUGUUUGAAGUAAGGUCAUGGCUAAAGGGUCUCAAAUUAGAGGUUAAACGAGACAGUGCAUUGAAAAAUAGGAACAAAAUCUUCAUUACAUUUUUAUCAAAUUAUAAUUAUGACACCAUUACAAUGCUAAUAUAUGUUGUACAGUGAUAUAACAGUGAAUAAAAAGGUAAAUGAUUGCUGUUCAAUUGUUUCAAUCUA
Molecule: messenger RNA, 2671 nt
Organism: Cornus florida
Lineage: Eukaryota; Viridiplantae; Streptophyta; Magnoliopsida; Cornales; Cornaceae
Product: ABC transporter B family member 28
Exons: 16
Coding region: 104-2314 (736 amino acids)
Biological process (GO): transmembrane transport
Cellular component (GO): membrane
Molecular function (GO): ATP hydrolysis activity; ATP binding; ABC-type oligopeptide transporter activity
Source: RefSeq, a predicted model, not a curated record